Aspergillus ibericus CBS 121593 is the source of this 1010-nucleotide messenger RNA. Its product is annotated as HD domain-containing protein. The record is from RefSeq and is a predicted model, not a curated record. The transcript is spliced from 4 exons. Bases 202 to 909 code for a protein of 235 amino acids. NCBI's taxonomy places the organism in Eukaryota, Fungi, Ascomycota, Eurotiomycetes, Eurotiales, Aspergillaceae.
CAUCAUCCCAGAUCCAUCAGGGCUUCGCAUCCCACUGCCUGGCCUCUUAUCGCCCAUGUGGGGAACAUCUGCAUUUUCCCCUCUCCGUCAAGAGUAUUCCUUCGCGUCUACGACAUCGUUGAGGCCAAAUUACCCCAAUCUCUCCCUUCCUAGUUACCUGGGAUUUAUAGUACUCUAGGACCAAAACCAUACCUAAACACCAUGGACUCCGUGGAUCGACUCCUCGCGUCCGCGCGCGCCGCACCCUACGGCCACCUCCUCCCCGCAACGGACGACAUGUUCCGCUCCGUCGCCUUAGAAGUGGAAGCACACAUGAGUAACUACGAUGCCUCGCAUGACUUCCACCACAUUCUGCGAGUCCUGGCUCUAUCACUACGCAUCCUGGAAUCCGAAUACGAGUCCACGAUUGACAAAGACCGCUUCAAUCCCACCGUGGUCAUUCUCAGCGCUCUCCUCCACGACGUCAACGACAAGAAAUACCUACCCCCAGCUGUGGACGGCCACCAAACCUCCAAGGUCACCCUCGUGUUAGAGCAAGCGGGGGCUUCGAGAACCCUCGUAGCCAGUGUGGAAGAGGUGGUCAACCACGUUUCGUAUUCCACGGAAAUUAAAGACCCGAGCAAGGUACAGGGAGUGUUGCAGAUUCAUCCUGAGCUGGCUGUAGUGCAGGAUGCGGAUCGGAUUGAUGCCAUUGGGGCGAUUGGGAUUGGGAGGACGUUUACGUUUACGGGAGCCAAGUUGCAGGGGGCGAGUAUGCAGAAUUCGAGAGAGCAUAUUGAUGAGAAGUUGGAGCGGUUGGAGGGGAUGAUGAAGACCAACACUGGUAAGAAGAUGGCUAGGGAACGGACGGAGAGGUUGACGGUGUUUAAGAAGUGGUGGGAUGAGGAGACAAUGUUGGUGGCGGUUUAGGGGGGGGUUGUUUGGUGACUUCUUGGAUGGUCUAUCGAUUCUAAUGGAACCGCCGAAAGUCUAUAUACAUACUCCAGUAAAGUGUAGGAUCUAUAUAUGUG